CCUUCCACAAACGAAAGCGUCGUUUCCGGACAUCCUGAGAUGCAGAUUCUGAUUCUGAUCCUCCUUUCCUUCGCCUUCACUUCUGCCGAAGCUUUCGCCGAGGGACACAGGGGCAAGACAGAGCUCAAUCAGGGCGUCCUUAAAGGCGUGUUGAAGUAUGGACUCGGAGGCGUGGGGAGAAAGCGCGUGGCGAGAGCAGGCUUGUGUGAGAAGCCUGAGACUCCCUCCUGUGAAGACUUUUUCGGUGACGCAGAUCCUUCUUGCUUUGGAGACAGAACUUCCUGUGAACUUAAUGACUUAGGAAAAUGCAGACUGUGGUGGCAAGACAGCUGCAAAUGCGACUUCAUUGAGUGGAAUCGCUGUGGGGAGAGAUCUAACACCUUCUGCUGCAUUGAAUGUAAGCACGACUUCGCGUCCGAGUGCACGCAAGGGGGGGGCGAAUGCCGCAAGACGUGCGCCAGGUUCCACCGGGCCCUCAACACCACGUGCUCCAGCCCUUCGUGUAGCUGCUGUUCCAAGUGCGAGAGCGUCUCCUGCGAAGAGGCUAAAGACGGUAGCAUGUGUGUCACGACCGCCUCUUACUGCCUGCAUGGUUACUACGUGGACCCUGACAGCUGCAACGGAGACUGUGUCUGCUGUAAGCCGUGUUUAGCCAGUCAACAGUGCCUGGAGGCUCACGGCUAUCCCGAGAACGUGAAAUUCGAUUGCAGGCCGGGAUAUCUAACUGCCGAUGUCUCCGGUUCUUGCAAGUGUUGCAAACCAGAGGACCAAGCACCUUGCCACAGGAACGGGGAAAGAAAUAUGAGUCCAGCUGACUUCUGCGUCCCUGAGAAAUGUCCUCCGAAUUACUAUGAGUAUGAGACAGGGUGCAGCUCCAACGCUGGUCGGGAAUGCCGAUGCUGCGAGGCAGGAGGCUGGCAAAGGUGUCUAAAGGGAACGAGCUGCGCAGAGAACGACGGAUGCUGCUCUUCAUCUGAUUGUCCUUGCUUGGGUUAUCACAACGUCACAGAAGGUUGCACCAGUCGAGAUGAUGUUGCUUGCACUUGCUGCCUGCACGAGUGCAAGCUGACGCGUUAAAGGAUCAUUUUUGAACUCCAGGAGUGGCCGUCACUAGUAUCAGAGCGGAACAGUAAUUUUGCAUCUAGAAUUUAUUAUAGUUCUUUUCCCUCGAUGAGAGAUAGUAGUCAUAUAAGACCUGUGGUAAAAAAAAUAUACUACUUGGAACUACUUGAGAGAAAAAAGCUCCUGACAUGUUAUAGGUUAUAUUUUUUAAACAUGGAUUGCGUUUCUUUAUUAAAGAAUAUAGUGAUUAUACAAUAUACAUUUUGUUUAUCGAUUUCAUUUUUUGGUUAUAGAUUAUACAUUUUGGUUGUAGGUUAUAUCAUUUGAUGCUGAUUAUUUAAUUAUACUUUAACUGUUUCAUUUACAACACAUUAAAAGGUUUUAAGAUGGUUACAUAUAUUAUUGUCUAAUAAUAACAAAGAAGAUUUAAAUAUAUCUAAAGAUUUAAAACUAAAAUUUGCUUAAGAUCACCGCAAUGAAUUUAAAAUUGUGUACUUAUAUAAUGUGAAAGAUAUAUAACAUUAUUCUUUUUGACAAUCAACCAAGUAACUUACUUUGCAGUUUGAAUAAAUUAAGAUCAUAUCAAUAGAUAA
Molecule: messenger RNA, 1655 nt
Organism: Penaeus chinensis
Lineage: Eukaryota; Metazoa; Arthropoda; Malacostraca; Decapoda; Penaeidae
Product: keratin-associated protein 10-7-like
Exons: 8
Coding region: 40-1077 (345 amino acids)
Source: RefSeq, a predicted model, not a curated record